Molecule: messenger RNA, 453 nt
Organism: Wickerhamiella sorbophila
Lineage: Eukaryota; Fungi; Ascomycota; Dipodascomycetes; Dipodascales; Trichomonascaceae
Product: Altered inheritance rate of mitochondria protein 29
Exons: 1
Coding region: 1-453 (150 amino acids)
Source: RefSeq, a predicted model, not a curated record
AUGCAGCAGAGUUCGAGCGAUGCCCCGGCCAUCCAGGGAGACGUUGAUGCAGCGCCACUAACAUCGACUCGAGAUGGGCAUUCUGCGACAAUUACUGUUCGUGUGGUCAAGAGUUUCGAGUAUAGGACUAUCAAGAACCAUGUUUUCAAGGACUUGAAUCUGUACACCACCACCCCCGCACAACUGCUGGAACGAGUAAAACAAGUUGUGCAAACCGAAGGUGGGUUCAGACCAUAUCGCACGGUGGAUUUGAAUUGUUUAAAAAUUUACACACACGCUCAUCUUACCAAAACAGUGAAGCUUUCUAUUAACCUGGACAAGGACGAUGAGUGGAUUCUUGACGAAGAAAAACCAUUGUACGAUUAUGGCAUGAGAAACGAGAGCGAGAUUUCGUGCUUCAAUCGUGACAUGUAUUUUACAUUCAAAGAGAACCCCGUCGAGAAGUGGGAAUAA